Dendronephthya gigantea is the source of this 2479-nucleotide messenger RNA. Its product is annotated as tuberin-like. Gene Ontology annotation, cellular component: TSC1-TSC2 complex; cytoplasm; nucleus. Bases 482 to 2386 code for a protein of 634 amino acids. Gene Ontology annotation, biological process: positive regulation of GTPase activity; regulation of small GTPase mediated signal transduction; negative regulation of TOR signaling. The transcript has 13 exons. Gene Ontology annotation, molecular function: GTPase activator activity. The record is from RefSeq and is a predicted model, not a curated record. Lineage: Eukaryota; Metazoa; Cnidaria; Anthozoa; Malacalcyonacea; Nephtheidae.
UCAUGCAGAUGAUUCUAGCCAGGUGUCAAACACAAAAUUCGAUACCAAAGCAUCUGACCUUCUUACCCGCGAUUUAAAGGCCACUGGUACCGUAGGCUCAGUACAGAAGUCUUGUGACUCAAGCAAUGGCUGCAGUUGCGUGUGUCAAGGAUGGGCUGAGAUUCUGGUUCGAAGACCAACCGGAAAUACUUCGUGGAUUUUGAGAUUACAAAAUCGGCCGAAACUCGAUGAAACACAAACUUCACGACCAGCGGUAGGAGAGACAGAGAUUUAUGAAAGUUUAAUUCCAAAACAAUUCUUUGAUGAUUUAUCGGCCGAACUCAUUAAAGAAGGAGCCAGACAACGCCUUGAAACUACAACAGAACUUCUUAGCAAGAGCGCAGACAGCGAUACAUUGAUUGUUGAUCUUGUCAAAGAUCGUCUUGCAUCUCGUAGAGAGGAUGAGGAAACUAAUAUUGAAGAUACCCGGGAUGAUGUUGAAAUGAAGAAAAUCGAACUCAAGGAGUCAGACAAUGCAGAACAAAAGGUGCUGCUCACAGAACAGGGCAGAUCUUCACCCUCGUCAAUUUUAUUACAAGAUUCCGGUCAAAAGUUGAAUCUUGGUUCGUCGUUUGUUCAACGAACUCGAUAUUUGAGUCGUAGUCCGAGAGAUGGACCAAGCGCUUUUAUGCUUCUUGAUGUCGUACCAGAUUCCAAAGACAGUGUUUUACACAAGGAAGAAACUGAAGGGAACAGUCAAGACUUAUUAACUCGUGAAGAGUUUCAAAAGCCUGUUCUUGGUAAAUCUCCUCUGGAUGCAAGUCCUUUGAAAACUCUUCUGAGUCAAGACGAGGAUGAACUUAAAGAAUCCAGUGACGAUAGCGUGGAGGAUUCAGAAAAUCCAGAAAUAUCACCUGUCCACGAGGAUGACCAGACUUGCUCCCCAGAAUUUGUUGACGUAAACGAAGAUUGCGCAACAAAUCACGCCAUUAUCGCUGUCGACGACACUACGUCAUUACCUGGUUCUCGUGGGCAGAGUCCCCUGACCCACCUUGAGCGAUGUUGUCGAGUUAGCGAGUCAAGCAGUGGAACAGUCUCGCUCCCAACUACCCCGAUUUCGUCGCGAACGAAGAGUCCCGAAUUUUUCACUGGAAAAACGCCGUUCCAAAAUGGUCGCAGGGCUGUAAGUCCGUUACUAGAUACCCCUGGAGGAGAAACCCCAGCAGCAAAGGAGUUUUUGAUGCAGAAGAAAAGUGCAACAGUUGAUUUGGGAGUUUUAAGGAGGACUUCGUCAUCUCCGGGAUUAGAUGAACCGAAUAACGGAAGACGUGGGCUGAUGAAGUAUUUUGACAAUGGAGUUGACAAAGAAAGCAAGGAGAAGAAGCAGUCCCUGGUGAUGCGACGUCAAACAUUGUCAGCAGCUAACCAACCUCCAAGAAAGCAAGUGAAUAGAAGAACUAACAACGGACUGUUCCCUGUUUCGAUCACCAAACAUUGCGAGAAGAAUGCGGAAGACGUGUCUACUACUUACGACGCGAUGUCCCCGAAUUUUAUUUUCUUGCAAUUUUAUCAAUCAUCCUGGUUUGGCGAUGAAAAUGUACCGCUUCCAUUACCUGAAGAAGAGUUUUGUUAUCGUGCUGUGAAAAACCUGGACCGUAUCCCGCCAUUCGACACUCACAAAAUAGGGGUUAUUUAUGUUGGUCGAGACCAGGAAAACGACGAGGUUUCUAUCCUGCGUAAUCAAUAUGGAUCCUCCAGGUACAUGGCGUUCCUCUCCGGUCUCGGUGAAUUAGUGCGUCUUAGAGAUUUCUUGUUAUGUGAGGUCUAUACUGGAGGCUUGGAGAGAAACGGCGCAGAUGGACACUACGGUUAUAGUUGGAGAAGUGAGAUUGCACAAGUUAUGUUUCAUGUCGCCACAUUAAUGCCAAACAAAGAAAAUGAUCCAAACUGUCACUCAAAGAAAUUACACAUUGGCAAUGACUUUGUCACUAUUGUCUACAACGACUCGAAAACGUCGUAUAAUAUGGGAACUAUUAAGGGUCAAUUCAACUUUGUGGAAAUAGUAAUCAAGCCUCUGGAUAACGACAGUAAUAUUGUGUGUUUGAACGUUAAAGAUGAACUCAGGGAUAUUCUAAACAAUACAAAUUAUGGCCCUAGAGUUAUUUCCGAUAAAAACCUGUCGAACUUGGUUCGUCAUAUGGCAAUGCAUGUUAAUAUGGCGUCAGUUAUUCACCAAAAUCAGAAGACAACUACAGAUACCUAUGGCUGUAAUUGGUUGCAAAGAUUACGUCAGAUCAAGAGGAUUCGAGGUAGAGUUCCUCAUGCGGUAACGGAACAAUGUAGGUCGCUAGACUUAAGGAAAGGCACUCCUAAUAUAAUAGAUUUUACAAAAUAUGUCCUUAGGUAAUUCUUAUGAGUUACAAUAAAACUUUUACAAUUGUUUAUCCUUCACUGAUGAGCUCAGAAUGUUUCGUUAUCACGUGGCCUAUGCACGACUCUU